UAGUACUCUCAAAAUAUAAUUUUUAUAAGAAUUUAAAAACACAAUGUCAGAAGAUAAGGCCAUAAUUCUUUUUGGUCAAGACAUAACCAAAAUACCAUGCUUCAGAAACAGUUUUUUAUAUGGAAUUUCGGGAGGAUUGGGUUGUGGUUUAAUGUAUUUCAUGUUUACCAGUAAACCGUUGAUGGCUAGUCAUUGUGCGGUAGCUUCUUUUGGAGUGAUUACGAUAUCGUAUUGGGCCCAUUGCAGAUAUAAUUAUUCAAAAGCCCGGUUUGAAAUGUUAAGGUUGCAAAAAUUGUUGCAACAACAUGCUAUGUAUGAAGGUACGGAAGCUGAAAAAGAAUUAGAUAAGAAAUUAAUUAAUAGUAAUCCUGUGGAUAUUUAAUGUCUUUAGUUUUUUUUUUAAGAAAUAUUGAUUUAUUAUUAUUAAAUGACUGAUUGUCUUGGAUUAAUGUGAUAGUAGCAAAAAAUAGUUGUUUUAUUAAAUAUUAAAAGAAA
Molecule: messenger RNA, 495 nt
Organism: Onthophagus taurus
Lineage: Eukaryota; Metazoa; Arthropoda; Insecta; Coleoptera; Scarabaeidae
Gene: l(3)87Df
Product: cytochrome c oxidase assembly factor COX20 lethal (3) 87Df
Biological process (GO): mitochondrial respiratory chain complex IV assembly
Cellular component (GO): mitochondrion; mitochondrial inner membrane
Source: RefSeq, a predicted model, not a curated record